Alternaria arborescens is the source of this 1818-nucleotide messenger RNA. RefSeq lists its product as hypothetical. NCBI's taxonomy places the organism in Eukaryota, Fungi, Ascomycota, Dothideomycetes, Pleosporales, Pleosporaceae. The coding region runs from base 1 to 1818 and encodes 605 amino acids. The transcript is spliced from 3 exons. The record is from RefSeq and is a predicted model, not a curated record.
AUGGCGAUUUCAGUCCUUUUGGAAAUUUUGGCGAUCCUCGAUCUUCUUGUUCAAGGCCCUUCGACUAGAUCGGUGCAGGACCCAGACUAUGCGGAAUACAUGGAGGAAAUCUUGGCACAGAUUGCAGCAAGAUUGGAAUCCCCAUUGACAACUGAGGAAAUCAGAGAGCGUCUUUUGCAAGAGCUGCGAGUCAGAAGGAGGUAUCCCAAUGAUGUUCUAAAAUUCCUUCUCCUUCAGGGCACGGAAACGAUCCAACUCGAACUUGACCGCGAGAGUAAACGGCAGAUCGAAGAGCACGUAAAGACACUUCAACGAAAAGAUCCUAUAGGAGGAGCGCAGCGGUCUCGACGCGCACGAUCCACCGUUCCGGAUGCUGCUAAGCAACAGAAAAGAGCUUCAAGCGUUGCCACCUCUGGAUCCUUGCAGAGCUCCAACGUCAGUGUAUACUCAUCAAGGAUCAACGAGAGGAAUGCGGUAUCGAAGCUGAAGAUAGCAACCAAGCGAAAACGCAAAACACAACGGGAUGACGCCAUACUAUCAAACAACCCUGUACCUAGUGCCAAAAACCCUUGCGCUUCCGAUUGUUUUCAGGCCACCGUUCCUUCAGAGGCGAUCGUAGAUCUGCCAAUUUCGACCUCAGAUGAAUCAUUGUCUGGACGACGACCACCAGUCCCUGAGACUACGAAGCGAAGCAAUGACUCAAUCGAUCCACAUGCGUCGAUUCAUGCCACUUCCAAGAGAAAAUUGUCAUCUACGGAUAUCGUCGAAUCUACUCAGGCAGUCAUGGCUUCUGAGCUAGCCUUCUAUAAGAAACGCUAUCAGAAAGUUAAAGAGGAAUGCCUCAUCCUGGAAAACCAGCGGCGACAAGUCGCAGGCCUAGGGCAACUACCGGGAGACGUAACAACAGUUCUCAAUCAAAACACCCGAAGAAUCGCAACGCUGGAGAUGAGGCUCAAAGAUCGAUCAAUUCUGGAACGGUAUUUAUCAUUCGGCAAGACCCCGAAUGUCAUGCAAAACUCACAACGACUUAUUGGUCUAUACCAAGACCUUAAAAAUAGCAUCGCUAUGGUGCUAGUUAAGAAUAGCGCCAAAGAGUAUGCUACCGGGAGCCUCCUAGGUAUCUCAGCCGACUUAGAUAGUCUUUUGUGCAGCGUGUUUGGAAUUAACACUCCUUGCAAUCUCGAGGAGAAACGAUGCAGCUUCCCGGCUUUAACAUCCUUCGAGCUUAUGCAAGCUCUGACAGGAGCUUGCAUCUACAACUGGAUUUUUGGGGCCGAGUUUCAAGCGCAUGUGAUGCGCACCACACCGCUCUUAGAAGAGUAUCGCAGCCUUAUCACUACCUGUGGUAGUCGCGAGAGUCUCUGUGACUUGGACCUCGCAGUCCACAGGUCCAUCUUAGAGAGUGAAAGCUUCAAGAAAGUUAUCAUCCCAAAGAUGGCCAGAAUGUUCAGAAAGCGCCUUACACAUACAAUCAAGCUUCUCCUCAAAAAGAAGUCUAAAAGCAAAGCGAUCAAGAAACUGCGAUCAUCGUUAAAGCCCGUGUUCACGUUGGCAGUAGAGGUUCGCGCAGAGUCCUUGCUAAGCGCCAGUAACUUCGAACUCAUAUGGCCUGUAGCAGGAUCAGCGGUCAGUGGAGCAGACAUGGAAAUGACCAGUUCAAAACCGAUUGCAGGUCCGGGAGUUGUCAAGUUGCCUCUUCUUCCAGGUCUACGUGCAUUUCCCAAAAAGAAGACGAUGGUUGGAUAUCAAGGAUUCGCACAGGAAACAUCGAUCAAACUGCCGCAAGAUUACGUAGUCAAAGCAUUAGUACUCUGUUAA